Messenger RNA from Kockovaella imperatae, 1782 nucleotides. Its product is annotated as mitochondrial carrier domain-containing protein. Lineage: Eukaryota; Fungi; Basidiomycota; Tremellomycetes; Tremellales; Cuniculitremaceae. The record is from RefSeq and is a predicted model, not a curated record. Gene Ontology annotation, biological process: NAD transmembrane transport. Gene Ontology annotation, molecular function: NAD transmembrane transporter activity. The transcript is spliced from 6 exons. The coding region runs from base 96 to 1523 and encodes 475 amino acids.
CAACGAGUUUCGAGGUUGAUUUCGUCUCGUGUGCAUAUUGGUACAUCGGAACCCUAGGAUCGCCUUUCCUGCGAGACUGAUCAUUUCGACCAGACAUGAUCCCCAUAUCGCGCGACGGGACUUUGGAAGCUAGUACUUCCAAAUGUCCGAUAUCCCUGCCGCCGUUCCCCUUCAUACCGACAGAACUUCCCAUACGCACACCCAGAAACCAGCACAGCGUUUUUAGUAGACAUCAAUCCAACCACAGUGUCUACUUCUUACCAAGCUCUUUGGAGGUCAAUGUCGACGGAUCUUCGAAAUCCCCAAGAAAACCAUUUCAUGUCCCUCGCGAAUUCCAUUCCAUGGUAGCUGGAGCAGGUGCAGGAUUAGUCUCGUCAAUCGUCACUUGCCCUUUGGACGUUGUGAAAACGACUCUUCAGGCUCAGAGAUUGAAGAGGGAUGCACCGGGCUAUGAGGGAGUCACGAAAACGUGCAAGAGAAUAUGGAGACAAUCUGGUUUUAGAGGGUUCUACAGAGGACUUGGUCCAACCGUCACUGGGUACCUACCUACCUGGGGUAUCUACUUCACAGUCUAUGACCUUGUGAAAGAUCGAUUACGUGGUUGGGCAGAGCAUGGUGCCCAUCCCAAUGCAGAUGUCGCCCUCAUGCACAUCCUAGCUGCCAUGACAGCGGGUGCCACAGGCACAUGCUUGACAAAUCCAUUAUGGGUGGUAAAAACCAGAUUUAUGGCACAAGCGGUCCUGCCGCCGACUGCUCCACGAUACAAAAACACCUUGGACGCCAUCUUGACCAUCUACCGGACAGAGGGCCUUCGAGCUUUCUACAAGGGCUUGCUCCCGAGUCUCGUAGGCGUUUCUCACGUGGCCAUUCAACUGCCGCUCUACGAGCGCGCGAAAUCCUGGUCAGAUCCGGGAGGAGACCACUCUCAAUUACCUGCCACCACUAUUCUCGCGUGUUCUUCUUUCUCUAAGAUGGUUGCAUCCCUCAUCACUUAUCCUCACGAAGUAUUGCGGACUAGGAUACAGAUCAGUCGUCGAAACUUGGCAGCCCCGGCUGAUUCCUCGCCAUCACCAUCGCCAGCCGCUACCCCAGGUCCCACUUCAUCCAUCCCUGCCCCUGAGUCAAAUCUGCCUGGAACAACUUCUUCUGGCACGCAUACCAAGCCGCCACCUACCUCACCCAGCCCUUCAAGCACUCCUAGACCAGCUUACAACUAUCACGUCCUACCUGUCUCCACCACCCACCAUCCUCAUCUCUACUCACCUCUUUUGGCCGGUUCUCAACCGCCCGUACCGGUUCAUGAUACCAUCUCUCCAACACAGCUCGCGGACGGGAGUGGUAAUGGUCAUCCGAAGAAGUAUUUCGGUCGACGAGGCGGCAUCAUACAUACUUUUCUCAAGAUUCAACGACAGGACGGUUGGCGAGGGUUCUAUCGAGGUCUGAGUAUCAAUCUUGUUCGGACAGUGCCCAACGCUGCUGUAACGUUUCUAACAUACGAAUUGAUCAUGAGGAAUCUAGCCUAGAGCACGAAGUAGUACCGGGAAUGCAUAAUGUAGCGAUCGACAUCUCGAGUCGAGCACUUUACCCGAUGGCCUUGAAGAGUCCUUCGAUGACAGUGGAGAACGCCAUGGCACCUGGAUCAGGUGGCAACUCCUUUCUAUCUUCCCUCUCUCCCACAUAUGUCGCUCGACCCAGCUUGGCUUGCAUACUGACAGUUGCCAUUGAACCCUCUUUACAGGCUUUGGCAGCCUUGCCCAGAUCUCCAGUGGAUGCCAAUGUAUC